This is a messenger RNA of Macrobrachium nipponense, 3832 nucleotides long. Its product is annotated as synaptogenesis protein syg-2-like. NCBI's taxonomy places the organism in Eukaryota, Metazoa, Arthropoda, Malacostraca, Decapoda, Palaemonidae. Gene Ontology annotation, molecular function: protein binding. Bases 889 to 3459 code for a protein of 856 amino acids. The record is from RefSeq and is a predicted model, not a curated record. The transcript is spliced from 15 exons.
CUGGUGGUCAGUGGUCGUGUCGGUAUACGGCGUUCUCUUUGGUGUUGCGUUGUGAGAGAGUUUCGUUGGAUUUAAUGUUGUGCUCGGACUCCGUUACUUUGGACUACCGCAUUAAAAUAUUAUGGAUGUUUUAAUAAAGUUUCCUCACCGAAACCCUUAUUACACUUUAUACUUGACUUUAAAGGUCUUGAACGUUAACAUUUAGCCAUUUAUGCUAAUAGUAUUUAUGAGGACUAAUUUGGUCGAGGUCUUCCUUUGAAUGUGCAUCAGCCAAUGUUACUAAGAUGACAAACAUUAAUGGUGUUAAAUUGUUUGCACUGCAGUAACUUUACUUUGCCGCCUUAAAAAAAACCUCAAGGAGAAAAAUCUGCAGCCAUCAAUCGACAGUGAAGGAAACGCAUUUUGUUGCAUUCAAACAAUUUACCAAAUUCAAAAACUUCUACUCAGGUGACAGGUCUCGUUUUCAUCUGUCGUCAGACUGUGAGGUGGCUUUUGUGAUGGCAGUUUCUGGACUUCCUUUCAUAUAAAUCAGUUCUCGUGAAAUUAAAAAAAAAAUCGACCAACGGAUUGUUGCGACUAUGCCACCUGGAGACAAUUCUAUCGGAAUAGUAAAUCGUGUUGCACAAUUAGAAGAUUAUUUAAGAAAAUGAAGCAGUCAUCAAGAAGAUUUCCGAUGCUGAGGUAAAAUGCUAAAAUACCAGAGGAUAUGAAUUUAUCAAAUCAAUUGUAAAGUCGAUCACAGAACUUACAGAAAAAAGGGCAACGGGAAGCCACGAUAAACGAUACAUUUUCAGGUAUGACGCACGAUAUUUUUCUGCUUCGGUGAAAAGGUUCAUCCUCACGAUAAUUAACGUUCCGGUGUCAAAACACUGAAAUUGGUGCUCCAGAAUGUCUUUAUUAGCACACAAAGGAUGCGCCACAGUUUCCACGCUGCUGAUUUGCACCUUGAUCGUUUCUACGAAGCGCUUUGCGUUUGCUGAUAAUGUUCACAGUGGCAUCGAAGACAGUCCACUGACGGAGGUGAGGGCGGUGAAAGGAGGGCGGGUUCUCCUGCCCUGUGAAAUGGAUCCGCCGGUUGACAACGACACCACCCAUCUAGUCCUCUUCUUCCGAGCGGGCACCGGUACGCCCAUCUAUAGCCUUGACGCCCGAAGUUCGGGCUACCUUGAAAAGGGCAGUCACUGGGCCGAAGACAGCCUCAAGGGGCGCGCCUUGAUCAACCUCAGCCGGGGCAAGAGAGGCCUCCUACUCGAACACGUCAGACUGGAAGACCAGGGCGAGUACAGGUGCCGGGUGGACUUCCUCGAGUCCCCAACCAGGAAUCUGAGGAUUCGCCUCCACGUUAUAGUGCCUCCAAGCACGCUGAAAAUCACGGACGACCUGAAUGCCGGGCGAGAAGUCAAGGGCGUGGUAGGCCCUUUCACCGAGGGCAGCCCCCUCACCCUCUCUUGCUACGUCACAGGAGGUCAACCGUCGCCCAGGGUCACCUGGUGGCACGGAGGCUACCUAUUAGAUGACGACAGCGAGAUCAUCACCAGUCAGUCCGUCAGGAACAUCUUGACCCUGCCGCCACUCAACCAGGAUGACCUCAACAAGACCCUGACGUGUCAGGCCAACAACUCCGACCUCACCAUACCCAUCUCGGGAGCCGUGACGAUCGAUAUGACCUAUCCUCCCAAAUCCCUCAAACUCCACGACAUCGCCGAUCACGUCACCCUCAGUGAGGGGAUCAUUCGACAAUUAGUGUGCGAAGCCGAGGGGUCGAGACCCCCAGCCCACAUCACCUGGUGGAUGGGUGGUCUGCCCCUCGAAGAUCCACAGACGGUGGAUGUGGUGGGCAACUUGUCGAGAUCGACGCUCUCCUUCACUGCUGACUCGUCUGACGACGGCAGCGUGCUGACGUGUAAGGCUGUCAGCCCCAACCUGCCAAACGACGCUCUCUUCAACUCCACUAAGCUGACAGUGUUAUACAAGCCAAAACUUAAUCUGCAGCUGGGGUUGAGCCUGAACUUGGAAGACUUAGAGGAGGGAGACGACGUGUACUUCAAGUGUAAUGUGGAGGCGAAUCCCGCCGUUACGGGUAUUCAGUGGGCUCAUAAUGGCGUUCCCCUUCGGAGCGAUCCUUCAGCAGGGGUCAUCAUCAGCCCUGCCAGUCUGGUGCUUCAGUCAGUUACCAGGAGGUCCUCUGGAACGUACACGUGUGCUGCUGCCAAUACUCAGGGAGCUGCUACUUCUAACACCUUGCAAAUGAAUGUUAAAUUUCUACCGCUUUGUGCCGAAAAUCAGCAAACGGUCUUUGGGGCAGCCAAACACGAGGUCCUGGAAGUCCCUUGUAAAGUGACUUCCUAUCCUGCACCGACCGCUUUCAGAUGGGCAAUGAACAGUUCCUCGGGACUGGUGGACGUGGCACUGAACCUGACCACCAACUCGGGCACCACCAGCAUCAUCAGCUACACGCCUCAGACCUAUCACGAUUUCGGCUCCCUCCUCUGCUGGGCCAUCAACGACCUCGGGCAGCAGAAGGAGCCCUGCGUCUUCAACAUCCUCCCCGUGGCCCCGACUUUGCACUCUUUCACAGCUAAACCCGAGUCGGUCUCCGGCUGCGUCGCCGAGCGGAAUGCCACGAUGCCUCCGACUUACCUGGUGGUGAAGUGCAUUCCCGGCUGGGACGGCGGACUCCGUCAGACGUUUACCCUGGAGGUGCGGAAGGCGGAUACCCAGGAGACGCUCGACGAGUUCCGGCUGGCUGCUCAGCCCUUCUUCGUCGUGGCAAGAGUUCAACUGGACGUGGAGUACCUCCUCACGAUCACUGCAGCCAACAGCAGAGGGUCGAGCCCUCCGUACACCAUCACGUACACGGCUCACUCGUCGUCGGCGGAUAAGGUCAUUUCCCCCGACGCCCACACCGUUCUCCUGACCAUCACGCCCUUCCUCGUUCUACUCAUCGGUGUCAUGGUCGGUGUCAUUGUCUGCGUUGGCGUGGGUGUGGUCAUGUCCCGCAGGAGGCGAAAGAGGAAGAGUGGAGCGGAGAUUCUCUACGCAGGACCCCUGAAGGACACCUAUGACUCCAAGGAUGUCCAUACCCUGAUCUGCGUCAGUUCAGAAUGUGAAAAACAAGAUGGCAUCCAAUGGGGAGGCAAGACAGGUUCUCUGGGCAAUUGUUAUGUCUCUCCUGACAUCCUCAACAAUUCCAGCAACGCCCUUGAGACGGAUUCCCUCUUGAGGGAGAAACUCUCGGCGCUGCAGGGGUUGGCACCUCUGGCCUCCACAGACUCCCUGGGACGGUGCUCAACGCACUCCUCGACUUGCACCACGUCCUCCAAAACACCCUCCUUCAAGUCGUCCAGCAGGGUUUCCAAUUCCAACACUGGAAUCCAUCCAGAAAUUCAGAGGAAAAUGGAAAUUGAAGAGACUUCUGAAACGCCCCUGAUGGAACUCCCCCGCGAGAGCUGUGUAUAGUAUUGCGUUGGAGGAGAGAGAAAAGAGAUCUUCAGUUAACUUUAUAAACAUCCGAGGUUUAUUGUCUGUUCGUAGAUAUUCAUGACCAGUCUCUCUUAUAUGCCAUAUUUCCUCUCCCUCCCUUCGAUAAGAUCGUUUUUGUGUAAAGCCUAGCGUAAAUAACGGCAGAUACUUUCAUAACCCUCUUUCUUUUUCCGUUUCUCACGUUCAUAUUCCUGGAAUCUCUCUCUCUCUCUCUCUCUCUCUCUCUCUCUCUCUCUCUCUCUCUCUCUCUCUCAUACUCUUUUUAAAGGUUCUCUGUUGCUCAUUUAAACCCAACGAUUACCUAAACCUGGAUACUAAAAAAUAAAGAAAUAGUAAUAAAAAAAAAAAA